This is a messenger RNA of Nothoprocta perdicaria, 4277 nucleotides long. RefSeq names its product hippocampus abundant transcript 1 protein-like. Gene Ontology annotation, cellular component: membrane. Gene Ontology annotation, biological process: transmembrane transport. The transcript has 12 exons. Gene Ontology annotation, molecular function: transmembrane transporter activity. Bases 42 to 1514 code for a protein of 490 amino acids. The record is from RefSeq and is a predicted model, not a curated record. NCBI's taxonomy places the organism in Eukaryota, Metazoa, Chordata, Aves, Tinamiformes, Tinamidae.
CAGCCGCGGGGCGCGCGCCACCGCAGCGGCCCCGCGGCGCCAUGACCGGCGAGAAGAAGAAGAAGAAGCGGCUCAACCGCAGCGUGCUGCUCGCCAAGAAGAUCGUCAUCCGCGACGGCGCCAGCCGGCAGGGGAUCGGCGAGCCCAGCGUCUACCACGCCGUGGUGGUGAUUUUCCUGGAGUUCUUUGCCUGGGGCUUGCUGACCACUCCUAUGCUCACGGUGUUGCACCAGACCUUUCCCCAGCACACGUUCUUGAUGAACGGCCUGAUUCACGGAGUCAAGGGCCUGCUUUCUUUCCUAAGUGCCCCGCUGAUUGGUGCUCUCUCUGAUGUCUGGGGCAGGAAAUCCUUCCUCCUCCUCACUGUGUUCUUCACGUGUGCGCCAAUUCCCCUUAUGAAGAUCAGUCCGUGGUGGUAUUUUGCUGUCAUUUCCAUGUCUGGAGUCUUUGCUGUUACCUUCUCGGUGAUUUUUGCCUACGUUGCUGAUAUCACCCAGGAGCAUGAACGCAGCACGGCCUACGGCUUGGUCUCAGCCACGUUUGCUGCUAGUCUGGUCACAAGCCCAGCAAUCGGCGCGUACCUUUCCCAAGCCUACGGCGAUACCCUGGUGGUUGUGCUCGCCUCRGGGGUGGCUUUGCUCGAUAUCGGCUUCAUCUUGCUGGCUGUGCCGGAAUCCCUGCCGGAGGAGAUGCGCCCGGUGUCCUGGGGAGCRCCCAUCUCCUGGGAGCAGGCAGACCCUUUCGCUUCCCUGCGGAAAGUGGGCCAGGACUCUACAGUGCUGCUCAUCUGUAUCACCGUCUUUCUCUCCUACCUUCCCGAAGCUGGCCAGUACUCCAGCUUCUUCCUCUACCUGCGCCAGGUCAUUGGUUUUUCCUCAGAGACUGUAGCAGCCUUUAUUGGUGUAGUUGGAAUUCUCUCUAUACUGGCCCAGACAGUCGUGUUGGGAAUUCUCAUGCGUUCGAUAGGAAACAAAAACACCAUCUUACUGGGAUUAGGCUUCCAGAUCCUGCAGCUCGCCUGGUAUGGCUUCGGAUCGCAGCCAUGGAUGAUGUGGGCAGCAGGAGCCGUGGCCGCGAUGUCUAGUAUCACCUUUCCAGCCAUUAGUGCCAUGGUAUCUAGAAACGCUGACCCUGACCAACAGGGCGUCGUGCAGGGGAUGAUCACCGGAAUCCGGGGGCUGUGCAAUGGACUGGGACCAGCUCUCUACGGCUUCGUCUUCUAUCUCUUUCACGUUGAGUUGAAUGAGAUGGCCGAGGUGGAGACUUUGGGUAAAGCCCCCAAGCCCAACAUGGCCAACCCGUCGGACGAGAGCAGCAUCAUCCCGGGGCCUCCGUUCCUGUUCGGGGCGUGCUCCGUCCUGCUCUCGCUCCUCGUGGCCCUCUUCAUCCCGGAGCACAACCUGGCGCUGAGAUCGGGCGGCCACAAGAAGCACAGCACCGGGGCCCAGGGCCACAGCCCGCAGGCCGGCGGCUCGGACGGCAAGGAGCCCCUGCUCGAGGACAGCAGCGUAUGAGCUCGGGGGGAAGAGCCUGGCCUGGCUCCCAGAUCCACAUCCAGGCUGCACUUGGCCAGCUGGAGCCGGGGCGCAGCGCGGCCGGGUCGGGGGRACAAAGGAGCUAAUGGACUGUCCCAUCAACAGCUCGGGAGAAGGGAAACGGUUUCCCUUCAAGCCAAAUCUAUCCAGCUGGUGCAAAAAUGGAGUUCUGUCCSCUGGUGCUGGUGGAAAGGGAGAUGCUGAGCUGCACUGCGUGAAGGAAUCGCUGUGUAAAGCAAACCUGCKCUCCUCUGUGAGUGCUGAACUUCAUGGUGUGACCUGCCAAAUGCUCAACUUGCCAGUGAAAAACUAAGGAACUAGUUUUGUCUUUGUUUUAACGUGAGCUAACCAAUCUGCCAGCAAGAAUAAAGCGAGGCGUCCGCCACGUGCCCCCAUCCCCUGCAGGAACUGGUGCUCGCUGCUCGUCCCAGCGCGGCACGGGGCAAACGGCAGCCCCGGCGCGGAAGCUCCCGCCCAGCGCGUGCAGGCGGGGCUGCGCUAACACAGCGAGGAGUCCGUGUGUGAGGAACAGCGGGCGUCCAGCAGAUCCUGCCGAGGUCCCUGUGAAUCUGUCCAUCCCGCUCCGAGCAACACUUGGACAGGAAAUCAACUUGAUCGUGGGGAGGUAACAAAAUUAAGAAGCAAAGUUGCAACUGAGACUGUCCUUAUUCACGAGGGAGAACGGGCAAACGAUGGGAAGGCAAUUACCUGAACAACAAACACGUAGAUGGCUGCAGCAUUGGGAUUCUUGUUGGGCUUGGGUUUUUCCUUUUUUUGUUGAACACUAAGCUAACUUUUGUCUGCUCUUACCUCCAGGGGGGAAUUCAAAAGUGUGGAGGCUUUGUUUUGUUGGAGUGGGUUUUUAUUAUUAUUAUUUYAUCUCUUUAUGGAACUGGAAAGAUUAUUUAGAAAAUGUAGUUUCUUGAGAGGUUGGAGAAACAACUAAACUCCRUUAAGCACUUUGAUAAAGCAUAGUUUCCUGAGAUGGUCAGAGAAAUAGCUGUUUAUCUYGAGCACUUUUAGAAAGCAGGUUGUUUUGUUUUGUGCUUUUUYCCCCCAAACUGCUGCCAUCUGAUGUUAAAACCAGAUAAUAAGUGGAGCUCGCUUUGCUUGGUCCAAAAGAUCCCCACGACGUUUACAGUGACUUGACCUGCCAGGUUUGGCGCACGCCGCGCUCCUGAGCCUGCUCUGAGUGCUGAAACUGCAGCCUCAGCUGCAGGGUUAGGCCGGCCUAGAAGGAGCAGCAGUUGCCUGAGCUGGAGCGUUGAGGGAGCGGAGGAGCGUGCCUGAAAGCUUCCGUGUAGCUGCAGGGAUGCGAAGGGGCAGGAAACGCUUGUUCGCAUCUGCACGAGGUCAGGAGCGAUGCAGGGGGAGCAGAGAACCCUUAAGAAAUGAAAAUACAAGUGCCCAAAGAGGCCGGGCGGGAGCGAGGGGCCGGCGCCCGCGCGGGCCGGGCUGCUCCGUGUCGGCCUGCUCCGUGCCGACUCCGUGCCGACUCUGCGUGGCAGGAAAGCCACGGGAACCUCUUGGAUGUUCACAGCUCCGAGUCGCUGCUCGCUUAGGGCUCAGCUAGAAAUGUCCUUUUASCGCUUUUCUGACCCGCUUGUUGGAGGUGGCUGUUGAAACGAAAGARCUGGGUUUGUUGAGUGUCCCCCUUGCCUGGUACCCAGCUCCGAUGCGGGAGUGUGGAGCGGAGCCGGCCGCCGGCGCCUCCGCGUUCCUCGAGGCCGCUGCGGGGACGCCCCAAACGGUGCCGUUCCUCGGACCGCCCGCGCUGCCCGUGUCCAGCAGACCCUUCCCUGCGGGAAGCCCCAACUUCGCACCCGGAUUUCUGCCCAGCAGCCCCAGCUCCACUGCUCGGAAAUGGUCUGUGUUGGCUGAAGCUUCUCCCAGCCGAUCUGCAACCCCCCYGUUUACACUGUGUGAAAUUCAGCUCAAAUACCUUGUCCCUCACACAAGACCGACGCGAAACGAACCACUGAAUCGUUACCUCAUUCACAGGGAGGCACUCAGACAUUCACGGGUAAAAUAGAAUGUUACAAAGAAGACAAACAUAAUUUAUAUAAUAUAAAUUAUAUAUAUAUAUUUUUAAGAGUCCUUUCCGUUAUUUAAUAGUUUAUGGAAACCUACGUGCUUCUGACCCACUUCCCUUUCGCUUGCUGCUGCCUGAGGCUUCCCGGCCUCUGUCUCCUUGGAGCUUCUUGCCCCUUUUCCGCCUCUGUGAUCCCCUGGUUUUCCGGAGCRCUCGGACUCCUGCGCGUUGUGACGAGCUGAUCCCGGUGGUCCCGAACGUUCCCCCGUCCUGCRGGCACAGAGCAGCUUGCGGAGCCGCUCGGGCCGGGACGCGCCGCCUUCCUCCGCGUUUCCAUCGCCACGAGCAGUGAGAAGGGACUGCGGUGCUCCCACGUCCUGGGAAUGCUCCCCCUUGUCCUGGGGCAGAGGCCAUCCCAAAGGAAGCUCUCCCACCCCUUGGAGCAGGGAGGCACCUGCUGAGAGGGAAGGACUUGGGCCGAGCUGGAAUUACUGGACCUGCAUGAAGAAUCUUCCCGUUCUGAAGGGCUGGUAAUUGUGCAGCUUUCCCGGUGGAGCCUGGAAAACCCGGGCAGAGCAUCCAGCUAGUUCUGCGAAUUUCUGUUCCUUUCGAAGAAAAUAAGACGUUUUUAAAAGAGCCUCUUGUGGGACUGCACUGAGCCGGGAGCAGCGCCGGCCCCGGCUGCGUCGCGCCCUUGCUCCCGCGGCUCC